AUGGCAGAUGCUGAAGAUCCUCAAAAAAUUACUCGAUUUCGAGAAUCAGUUGAUAUUCAAGAAAUACCAAGACAAGGACAUGAAUCACAAUCAAUGCUCGAUGAAAAUUCGAAAGAAACAUCAGGAAAAUCAAAAUCCUGUGUCAAAAUAUUUAAAACAAAACAAAAUAUUUUUAUUAUGGUUGUUCUAAGUUGUGUUGUUCUUGGAACCGUAAGUCGUAUAUUAUUCAGUACAGAAAACAUUGAUGAUGAUUCUCUUACAUUUAAUGAUAUAUGUGAAAUUGGUACGAAACAAUGUGAUUCAAGAAAAAGUCUUGUUUGUAAUCAGAGUCGAUGUCAAUGUGACUAUUCAACUACAUAUUGGAAUACUAAUUUACUGACAUGUCUUCCACGUGUUAAUUAUUCUCAAGCAUGUCAGUUUGAUAAUGAAUGUUUGCCUACACUUAUUUGUCCGAAUAUAUCAGGUGUAUGUAAUUGUUCAGAAUAUCUACCUAAAUUAGUUUGUAACUGUGAGAAUACAAAAUAUUAUGAUCCAAUUCUAUCACAAUGUGUAAAUCGAGCAUCAAUCUAUGGUUCAUGUAUAACAUCAGCUAACUAUACAUGUCUUACAUCACUUCUUUGUUAUAAGGAAAUGGCUCGCAAACUGAUUAUAUAUGAAAUCAUACUAAUAAUAUUGAAUAUUUAUUGGUGUGAUGGAACAAUUAGUGGUACACGUGACCAGAUUGUUCUCGCAAAUUUUAAAGCACAAUUAUCAAAAGCUCGUACAUUAAAACAAGCUCUUGCUAUAUAUGCUGAUUCAAGUGUGAAUAAUAAACAUCAAGUAGCUAUGCAAACUGAUAUUCGUAAACUUGAAAAAAAUAUUGAUACACAAUUGAGUGGCUUUCAAUUGGCAGAAGAUGAUAAACUUGUUCCAUAUGUAAACGGUGGAUGUUUACCUCGUAUUACAUGUGUUCCUGUUUAUACUCAAGAAGUAACAACAGGUGGUAUUAUCUUUCCCAAUUGUGUUGAAGUUCAUCGAUGUUCUGGUUGUUGUCAAGAAGCACAAUUUUCAUGUGAACCAACUAAAAUCGAAUAUAUUUCAUUUAGUCCUAUUGUUAAAUUUGAACAUGGAGAAGGAUCUGCUUCACCAAUAGCUGCCUUACAACCAUUUAAAACAGAAAAUCAUACAGAAUGUACAUGCAAAUGUAAACUUGAUGAAAAUGCUUGUCCAAGCAGUGCUCAAAUAUUGGAUCGUGAAUUAUGCCGUUGUAGAGAACAAGCAUGUUUUCCUCAAUGUCAAGCAAUGCAACGUUGUCAAUUACUUAAUACACAAGAGAAACCAUCAUGUGUAUGUAAACGACCUAUUCCAGGUCAAAAUGGGGCACACUCAUGUUCUUCGGGUUAUCAACCUGAUGCUCGGUGCAAGAAAUGUAUGAAAUAUCCAUGA
Molecule: messenger RNA, 1425 nt
Organism: Adineta steineri
Lineage: Eukaryota; Metazoa; Rotifera; Eurotatoria; Adinetida; Adinetidae
Source: the annotation of a GenBank genome assembly